Molecule: messenger RNA, 1248 nt
Organism: Vigna umbellata (rice bean)
Lineage: Eukaryota; Viridiplantae; Streptophyta; Magnoliopsida; Fabales; Fabaceae
Source: RefSeq, a predicted model, not a curated record
AUGAUCAAUGGAUAUGGCUGGAAAAAUAUUAACAGUACCAAAACCAUGAGAGGAGAUCUAGACCAUCAGCCCAUUGUUACUGAGGGUAAAAGAGGAUCUGAGAGAGAGUUUCUGUAUGAAAUUCUUGGAGUAGUCAUUGAAGCUGGAGCAACAACAGUGAACAUAGCUGAUACUGUGGGCAUAUUAAUGCCAUUUGAGUUAGGAAAACUGAUAACUGAUAUAAAAGCCAAUACCCCAGGAAUUGCAAAUGUUAUUGUUUCCACUCACUGUCAUAAUGAUCUUGGUCUUGCUACUGCUAACACCAUAGAGGGUGCUCGUGCAGGUGCUAGGCAAUUAGAAGUAACAAUUAAUGGGAUUGGUGAAAGGGCUGGCAAUGCUUCGUUGGAAGAGGUUGUGAUGGCCUUGGCAUGCAAGGGAGAUCAUGUCUUAAAUGGUCUGUAUACACGAAUCAAUACACGACGUAUAUUGGAGACAAGCAAAAUGGUUGAAGAAUACUCUGGUAUGCAUUUACAACCUCACAAGGCCAUUGUUGGAGUUAAUGCAUUUCUCCAUGCUAGUGGCAUUCAUCAGGAUGGGAUGCUAAAACAUAAAGGUACAUAUCAAAUAUUAUCUCCUGAGGAUAUUGGGCAUAAAAUAACCACUGAAAUUGGUAUUGUGCUGGGAAAGCUGAGUGGACGCCAAGCUUUGAGAAAGCGACUAGAAGAGCUCGGUUAUGAACUUAAGGAAGAAGAAGUUGACAGUUUGUUUCUACCCUUCAAAGCAAUGGCUGAGAAGAAAAAGGUUGUAACUGAUAUUGAUCUCAAAGCAUUGGUAUCAUAUAAAGUUUUCAAUGCAGAACCGAUAUGGAAACUUGGUGAUUUACAAGUGACUUGUGGGACUUUGGGUCUUUCAACAACAACAGUAAAACUUGUUAAUAUUGAUGGUACUACACAUGUUGCUUGUUCAAUGGGUACGGGACUGGUAGAUUCAGCUUACAAGGCUAUCAACAUCAUUGUAAAGGAACCUAUAAAAGUUUUGGAAUACUCAUUGAAUUCAAUGACAAAAGGCAUUGGUAUAAGUGCCACUGCACGUGUUGUAAUUUGUAGGGAGAAUCAUUCGUCUACUAAUGCUUUCACAAGAGAUGCUACUUAUCCAACAUUUAGUGGAACUGGAGCAGAAAUGGAUGUUGUUGUUGCAAGUGUUGAAGCAUAUCUUGUUGCAGUGAACAAGUUGUUACGAUGCAAGGAAUCAUUUAUACAUUCAAAAUGA